AUGGGUGGAAGAACAGGCUAUGAGUAUCCACACAGCUGUGACACCAACCUGAACUGUGACACCUGUCAGUGCUGUGACAGCAACCUGAACUGUGACACCUGUCAGAGCUGUGACAGCAACCUGAACUGUGACCCCUGUCAGUGCUGUGACAGCAACCUGAACUGUGACAGCAACCUGAACUGUGGCAUCUGUCAGUGCUGUGACACCAACCUGAACUGUGACAGCAACCUGAACUGUGACACCUGUCAGAGCUGUGACACCUGUGAGAGCUGUGACACCAACCUGAACUGUGACAUCUGUCAGAGCUGUGACACCAACCUGAACUGUGACAUCUGUCAGAGCUGUGACACCAACCUGAACUGUGACACCUGUCAGAGCUGUGACACCUGUCAGAGCUGUGACACCAACCUGAGCUGUGACACCAGUCAGAGCUGUAACACCAACCUGAGCUGUGACAUCUGUCAGAGCUGUGACACCAACCUGAGCUGUGACACCUGUCAGAGCUGUGACACCAACCUGAACUGUGACACCUUUCAGAGCUGUGACACCAACCUGAACUCUGACACCAACCUGAACUCUGACACCAACCUGAACUGUGACACCUGUCAGAGCUGUGACACCAACCUGAACUGUGACACCUGUCAGAGCUGUGACACCAACCUGAACUGUGACACCUGUCAGAGCUGUGACACCAACCUGAACUGUGACACCAACCUGAACUGUGACACCAACCUGAACUCUGACACCAACCUGAACUGUGACACCUGUCUGAACUGUGACACCUGUCAGAGCUGUGACACCAACCUGAACUGUGACACCUGUCAGAGCUGUGACACCAACCUGAACUGUGACACCAACCUGAACUGUGACACCAACCUGAGCUGUGACACCUGUCAGAGCUGUGACACCAACCUGGGAUGUGACACCAGUCAGUGCUGUGACACCAACCUGAGCUGUGACAUCUGUCAGAGCUGUGACACCAACCUGAGCUGUGACACCAGUCAGAGCUGUGACACAACCUGA
This is a messenger RNA of Haliotis rufescens (red abalone), 1023 nucleotides long. RefSeq names its product prestalk protein-like. Lineage: Eukaryota; Metazoa; Mollusca; Gastropoda; Lepetellida; Haliotidae. The transcript has 2 exons. The record is from RefSeq and is a predicted model, not a curated record. The coding region runs from base 1 to 1023 and encodes 340 amino acids.